GGAUCAAGCGUGUUCACGAGACAUGCGCGAGCGCGACUAACGGAAGGAAAACAGCAAUAACAUGAUCUGAACUACGGGAAAUAAGUAGUAAACGGAUAAGAACACAAAAGCAUUAAAAGACGAGAUAUAACCAUUAAAAUAAGUCAUAUCAAUGUUUCUGUGUACAGGUCGGGAUGAGCGAUCGGCUGUUUGAUUGACAGGAGUGAAGCAUCAUCAGAGAUGUGGUGGUUUCAGGAGGGCUUGUGUAUUCUUCCUGUAGCGCUGGUCAUAUGGACCGCAGCGACCUUCAUCUUUGCUUACAUCACAGCUGUGAUAUUGAGACAUGUCGACCCGCUGGUACCGUACAUCAGUGACACGGGGACAGUCGCUCCAGAGAGGUGUGUGUUUGGAAUCAUGUUGAACGUGUCGGCAUUCUUAGGUGUCGCUACGAUGUACGUGCGCUAUAAGCAGCUGCAGGCGCUGAUGGACGAGUAUGACACUCGACUGAACCGGCUCAAUCUGUUGGGGUUCGUGCUGGGUUGCGGGAGUUCGCUCGGCAUGUGCGUUGUCGCAAACUUUCAGAAAACCACCCUGUUCUCGAUGCAUCUGGUCGGUGCGGUGUUGACGUUUGGAGUCGGCGCUCUGUAUAUUUUCGUGCAAACGCUGCUGUCGUACCUCAUGCAGCCUCACGUCCACAGUAAAACCAUGUUCUGGACUCGACUGAGUGUGGGGAUCUGGACUUCAGCCAGUAUUAUCAGCAUGUUUGUGUCGUCUGUGAUCAUGUACAGCAGUUUGCCUGGAGUAGAAGUCAACAAGAAACUACACUGGACUCCUGGAGAACCUGGAUUCACGGCUCAUAUCAUCAGUACGAUAUCAGAAUGGUCUUUGGCUCUUUCCUUCGUCAGCUUCUUCUUCACUUACAUCAGAGACUUCAAGAAGAUCAAUCUGCGAGCGGACGUGUUGCUUCACUGUAAUCACCUGUAUGAUUCUCCUCAUUACCGUCCCGUUACAGCACGCACACCUGCAGAGACGUCACCGCUGCUCGCCGGCAGCAUCUGAACACACAACACAGGCCAGUAACCCGCAGGAUUUCAGGAGAAAACACUGUACUAACCGAUACACAGCAUUAUAAAACUUUUAAUACCAGCACUGAUCAGUGUAAGUAAUGUUUUAUACAGCCGCACGGUACUGUAGCACAGUCUGAUUUUAAACUUUCACUUCCUGAUGAUUGGUACUACAGAAACGUUUCACUGAUUUGUUCCACUGCUUUUAUGCAGUUCUAGAAAUCACUGUAUUCAUUCUCAUAUACCAUUGGUUAAUGCUUAUUUGGCUUAUGUGUCUGAAUUUAAAAUGCAUGAAUAUUAUAUCAGGAGUUUGUUUCUAUCUGGAUAAGUUUAAACAAAACAUAUCUAUAAAAAAAGAUGUUUUUAUUAACAUAAAAAAUAAAUGUUACUGUAGAAAAAUAAAUUAAGUCGAUUUUGUUAAAUAUUAA
This is a messenger RNA of Myxocyprinus asiaticus (Chinese sucker), 1471 nucleotides long. It is a transcript of the gene dram2b, whose product is annotated as DNA-damage regulated autophagy modulator 2b. Gene Ontology annotation, biological process: photoreceptor cell maintenance; regulation of autophagy. Bases 220 to 1038 code for a protein of 272 amino acids. The transcript has 8 exons. Gene Ontology annotation, cellular component: lysosome. NCBI's taxonomy places the organism in Eukaryota, Metazoa, Chordata, Actinopteri, Cypriniformes, Catostomidae. The record is from RefSeq and is a predicted model, not a curated record.